Messenger RNA from Cuscuta campestris, 1276 nucleotides. NCBI's taxonomy places the organism in Eukaryota, Viridiplantae, Streptophyta, Magnoliopsida, Solanales, Convolvulaceae. The record is from the annotation of a GenBank genome assembly.
AGUACUCCAUUUAAGAAAAAAAGAAAUACGGAGUAAUACGGAGUAAAAAUUUACAAAAUAUGCGCCGCUGCAACCGCUUCCACUAGAUUAUCUCCCUUCUGGCUUUCCUCUCACGCUCGAUCUUACUCCCCUUCCAUGGCUGAGCUUCAGCCGUCAGAUGUUCCAACCAUCGCCGCCGCAUCGGCAGCCGCCGCUUCUACUUCUACAACUCCAGUUCCCCUUCCAGUUGAAGCCGCCGCUGCGAACAACGUCGCCGCCGGCAAUAGUUUCGGCCAAGGGUUAGCUUCGAAGCGCCAGCGCCGGCCCAGCGUAAGGCUAGGAGAGAUCGGCGAGUCCUCUUACGACGCCCACCCUCGAAGAGGCCCCAAGUCAUCGUGGCGCUUCCACAAGGACCCGUCUCUUGCGGCCAAGACCUCCAAGAUCCGGCCUCUAACCAACCUCGUAAACGGCGCCGCCGCCGCCUCCGCCGCUACUGGGGAUAACUACGAAGACUCUAACAUCAACGAAGUGAACAAUUUCGGGUUCGAUUUGGGGAACCGGAAGCCCAAGACAAAGAGGCCCACAAAGAGGGUUAGAACGAAUUGGACUGUCUCGUCUUCAAAAUUCGAUUCCAUCAACGGAGGAAUUGAAGGAGAGAGCUUCUACAGAGAGGAGAAAGAUAACGAUGAUUUUAGGGAUUUCGAGCAGGAGGGGUCGGAGAGUCCAUUGAAAGAGCAGAGCCCUGUUAACUCUAUGGAGAAUAUGGGUCUUCAGUAUUGGGACAGGAGGGCAAAUCAGGCAAGACUUUCAGAGAGCAGAGAUAAUGACAAUCUCAACAAUGGAGGAAUUCAAAACGAAAUGGUUUCUCAGGGCAGGAGUUCUGGAGUCAGAGACUGGUUGAUUGAGCUGGGCCUGGGCAGAUAUUCCCCAGUUUUCGACAUACAUGAGGUAGAUGAUGAGGUGCUUCCAUUGUUAACUUUGGAGGAUCUCAAGGACAUGGGGAUUAAUGCUGUUGGAUCCCGGCGGAAGAUGUACAAUGCCAUUCUCAAGCUCAGGAAAGGAUUUUCGUGAGUUCCAAACUCUAAGGGUUGGUUCUUUCUUCUCCUAAUUUUGUCAAUCGGUCUUGUGGUUUUUCUUCCCUGAUGUUGUUAACCUGAAUAAUGGUAAAAAAAAAUGCAACCUAGUUUUGGAGUUAGAUUGACUUCUCAUUGUUUUCUUCUGCUUUGGGUACUUGAAAAUUGUUAACAUGUAAUCUUUGAUGCACAUAUUCAAGUGACAAGAAAUGGAAAAGCCUCGU